Messenger RNA from Hyposmocoma kahamanoa, 2144 nucleotides. Its product is annotated as calmodulin-A-like. The coding region runs from base 1 to 771 and encodes 256 amino acids. The record is from RefSeq and is a predicted model, not a curated record. The transcript is spliced from 8 exons. Gene Ontology annotation, molecular function: calcium ion binding; enzyme regulator activity. NCBI's taxonomy places the organism in Eukaryota, Metazoa, Arthropoda, Insecta, Lepidoptera, Cosmopterigidae.
AUGCCUAGUGAAGAGGUGAAACCCGUGUCGGGUAUAUUCUUCGUAUUUGUGAUUGCGCGGAACAAACCAGCAGACGGUGGAGGGCACGUCAAUCAGAAGAAUGCUGCAGGGCAGAAAGCAACUACUGCCGGACAGAAAGGUGCAGCUCAAAAAGGAGGGCCCAAAACCCCGGUGAAGCCAUCAGCGCAGAAGGGAGCAGCAAAAACCGCACCACCGAAGCAGGCAGCGGCUGCAGCCGCGGCCGUAAAGACCCCGCAGGGCAAGAAGAAGAAGGGGCAGCGGCAUCAGCAAUAUGAGCUGAUUGUUACCAUUAACCUGUCCGAAUAUGGCCUUACGGAAGAGCAAGUUGCAGAGUUCAAAGAAGCUUUCAUGCUAUUCGACAAGGAUGAAGAUGGGACCAUCACGAUGGCUGAGCUUGGCGUCGUGAUGCGCUCUCUCGGGCAAAGACCUUCUGAGACGGAGCUCCGAGAUAUGGUGAAAGAAGUGGAUCAAGACGGCAAUGGCACCAUCGAGUUCAAUGAGUUUCUCCAAAUGAUGUCCAAGAAGAUGCGCGGGGCUGAUGGAGAAGACGAGCUUAGAGAGGCUUUCAGGGUAUUCGACAAGAACAAUGAUGGGCUGAUAUCAUCGGUGGAGCUGCGCCAUGUGAUGACUAACCUUGGAGAGAGGCUCAGCGAGGAAGAGGUCGACGAUAUGAUCCGUGAGGCUGACCUUGAUGGUGAUGGCAUGGUCAACUACGAUGAGUUUGUAACAAUACUGACUUCGAAAAACUAGUAUGCAGAGCAACAGCCGAAGAAGAGAGAGCGUCCCCCGCGCGAUCCUCCCCCCACACAAAACACUAGUGUCCAAAAUAAUUGUGCUCAUGAGGAGAUAUACAAGUUCGGAGGGAAAGAAACUCUUAUAUAGCGCCGGCAAAACUGUUCUAAGUGUUAACGUUAGUGUUGUAACGCGUUAACGCAGUUUUUAACCGUUAUUUAUAGAAUGCGCUUGGUGGCAGUGUAUACGUACUUAAUGUAUUUAGUGCGAGUUUUUUACAGCAGUGCACAAAAGUAAACAGCUACUUACUACUUACUUAAGGAUUGUUCCAAAGCUCAUCUGUAAAAACUCCAUUAUAAUCACUAAAUUUUUAACGCCUAAUCUUUAAUUUGCCUUUCUAGAGACUUACGGCAAGCAGGGUUCACUGCAUCCAUUUUUUAAUCCUUCUCUGUAUGUAGAUUGAAAUCAUUUGAAAGAAAAUAUUGUCAACAGUUCAGUAAAUUAUUGUAAUAGAUAAUAACUAUAGAGGUUUAAUACCAGUACAUAAUAUAAAUUUUAAGAGAAGAUUCUUCUAACCCAAAUUAGAUAUAAUAUAGAGACGAAAACAUCAAGGGCCGAUUUCACAAAGGAAAUUAAAUUAGCGCCAUCUAGUAGUAGCAUAAUAAACUAUUUUACUAAAGAGACUCUUCUCUAUGAAUUGUGAAAUCGUUCCUCGUAUAACACAACUACCAUUAAAUGAAAAUAGUCAUUAACAAAAUCGGUUGUGUGGAAUUUUUUUCUAAAUAAAAAGUAAUCGUUUUUAAAAUACCUGGCAUCCUGUACGUAUACACGUUGUGUGGACUUGUGUAGAUUUAGAAAACUAUGCAUGUGGUGGAAAUGUCAAAAAAAUUUUCGUUAGUCUUCCAAUGGGCGAAGGUUGACUGAAAAAAACAAAUGAGCCAAAUGCUAACAGAGUUCAUUAAUGUUACGUGGAAUCGAAAAAAUAUUUUAUAGCCUAGCGAGGAUCUUAAACUAAGGUAAUUUUAUUAAAUAAAGCGAAGGAAUUUUACCAAAUUUAUACAAGGUGACUGAUUAAAGGGUGGAAAACGUUAUAAAACAGCACCUAUCCUUGACAAACAUCUCUUAAUAUUUGAAUGUCUGUAGUGAAUGAUUUAGAAUAUUAAAAUAAAUGUUUCUUCUAACCAGUCACCCUAAAGCCUCGAUAAGGGUACAUUUUAAAAUGAAAAAUUGCUAAACUUAUUAUUUUGAGCCGGUGCAUUACAAAUGCUGUAAAAUUUUACUUGUUACUUUUAACCGACUUCAAAAAAAGGAGUACGUUCUCAAUUCGACUGUAUGUUUUUUUUGUAUGUAUGUUACGCGAUAACUCCAGUAUUUGUGAACCGAUUUUGAUG